AUGCCUCAUCCAUCAACCGUCCCGCCACCACCCCCGGCUUUUUCCCUGCUAGGCCAAGCCGAACAAGACUGGGAGAAAGUUCGCGACCAAGUCGCCAGGGCCUGCAAUGUGGACCAAGAUGCCAUCUCCGAUGUCUACCCAUGCACCCCGCUGCAGGAGGGAUUGAUGUCACUGGCCUCCAAAGACAAGGGAGAUUACAUCAUGGAGGGAACAAUGGAACUCGCCACGGACGUAUGUAUGGACAGGUUUCGCGCGGCGUGGGAGGCCAUGGCGAAGGGACUCGAGGUGCUCCGGACGAGGAUUGUUUAUCAUGGCAAGUUGGGGUUUUUACAGGCUGUCGUCAAGGAAAAGAUAAAAUGGAUCACCAAAGAAACCAUGGACGGCUAUCAAAGGGCGGUCGAGGACGUCACCAUGGACUUUGGACAGCUACUUGUUCUGUACGCACUGUUCGGCAGCGCCAGCAGUAGCAGUAACAGCAGCAGCAGCACUGAACGACGCCGGUUCACAUGGACGGUCCACCAUGCCGUCUGGGACGGAUACUUUCUGCAGCGGAUAACGGAGUCCCUCAUUUCCGUGUACAGAAAUGGUGCGGCCCCUUUCAAAGGCCAAAGCUACAGCAUCUUCAUCAAGAGCCUCAUGGACCAGGAUCGACAACAGGGAGGAAGUCAAUGGGCCUCAUAUUUCGAUGGGUACAACUCGGUUGGGCUCCCACAAAAGAGUCAAACAUGUCCAGUAGCACAAAACACGCGACAAGCAGGAAAACCAUUCGCCGUCCAUCGCCUUUUCUACCCUCUCAAGACGAACCGCACCAAAAAGAAAAGGCCAAUUACGGUUUUGAUCAACGCGGCGUUUGCCCUUGCCGUGAGCGACCUGACCAACACCACGGACGUCGUGUUCGGAACGGUCGACGCCGGCAGGAAGAGGGGAACCGUGGCUUGGCACGACAUGGGCGGACCGACGAUGGACUCUGUCCCCGUGCGCAUCAGCGUCCAACACGACAAAAAGGUGAGCGAGUUCUUGGACGCCAUCCAGCAGGAGCAUAAACAAAAGUGUCUAUUCGGGCAGAUCGGUCUGCAGGAGAUCAAAAGGAUCAACAGCACGACGCAAAAGGCGUGCGACUUUGGCACGCUGUUGGUGGUGCAGGGCCGCGAAAACUACUUGGUAGGGCACGAAAGCACCGGAGAGUGGGUGAAGGGCACCACGGAAUGCAUGCCGAGAACCUACCGGCUGAACCUGGAGGCCUUUUUGAAGGAGGACCACAUCAAACUGGUAGCCAACACAAACGACGGCGUGAUGAAGGAAGAAGAGGCGAGCCGGCUGCUGAAAUUGCUCAGUAGUGCGAUGCACCAGCUCCUCGCGGCGGAGGCCGCCGACGGCGACGAAAACACACAAAAAACACUAGCAGCGAUGGAUCUCUUGACAGACACGGACCGCAGGCGGCUGUGGGAAUGGAAUUCGAAGGUGUCGGCGGCGGUCGACCGGUGCAUCCACGACCUGAUCAAGGACCAGACCAAAGCAAGGCCCGAGGGCACGACCGCCGUGAGCGCUUGGGACGGUGAAUUUAGCUACGGCGAGCUGGAGCGGUCGACCAACCGACUGGCAUUGCACCUUAUGCGGUUGGGCGUGCCGAAGGAAUCUUUGGUGCCGCUCUGCUUUGACAGAGCACGCUGGGCGGUGGUGGCAAUGAUUGCCGUCCUCAGGGCCGGCGGUGCCUUUGUUCCCCUCGAUCCGGCCCAGGCCGCCGAUCGCAGGGAGGACAUGAUUCGGCAGAUUGGUGCCCGCGUUGUUUUGGUGUCCGAGGGGGCCGUGGCUGCUGCUGCUGCUGCUGCUGCUGCUGCUGCUGCUGGCGCCGAUGGUGGCAACCAACACCUGGACCGCAUCAUCGUCGCCGUUGGGCCAGCUGUAAUGUCCAGCCUGGCAGGGGAGACGACGGGCAAGCCCCUGCAGCUACCAACAAUCAGUCCAUCAUCGGCCGCCUAUGUGAUCUUCACCUCGGGAAGUACGGGAAAGCCCAAGGGCGUGGUGGUGCAUCAUCGGGCCGCCAGCACUAGUUGUUGGUACCACGGAGCUACCUUGGGCUUUUGUCUCAAGUCUCGCGUUUUGCAGUUUGCGUCAUACGCCUUCGACGCCUCCAUUAUGGAAAUAUUUACAACUUUGAUAGCUGGUGGUUGCGUCUGCAUCCUCCCGGACAAGAAUAAACUCGGAGAUGUCGAUGCGGCUAUUAAUGAUACAGGGGCCAAUUUGGCGUUUUGA
Pyricularia pennisetigena is the source of this 2253-nucleotide messenger RNA. RefSeq lists its product as uncharacterized. Gene Ontology annotation, molecular function: catalytic activity; phosphopantetheine binding. Gene Ontology annotation, biological process: amino acid activation for nonribosomal peptide biosynthetic process; secondary metabolite biosynthetic process. The transcript has a single exon. The record is from RefSeq and is a predicted model, not a curated record. Bases 1 to 2253 code for a protein of 750 amino acids. Gene Ontology annotation, cellular component: cytoplasm. NCBI's taxonomy places the organism in Eukaryota, Fungi, Ascomycota, Sordariomycetes, Magnaporthales, Pyriculariaceae.